GUGAGCAGGCUGGCGAUGGCGGCGCUGGUGGUGUCUGAGGCGGCGGAGCCGGGCGGCCGCCCCGGCCCUGGCAGAGGUCGGGGCCCUCGGGGCCGUCUGGCCAAUCAGAUCCCCCCCGACAUCCUGAGUGACCCCCAGCUGCAGGCGGCCAUCCAGGUCCUGCCUUCCAAUUACAACUUUGAGAUCCCCAAGACCAUCUGGAGGAUCCGACAAGCCCAAGCCAAGAAGGUGGCCUUGCAAAUGCCUGAGGGGCUGCUCCUCUUUGCCUGCACCAUCGUGGAUAUCUUGGAAAGGUUCACAGAGGCUGAGGUCAUGGUGAUGGGGGACGUGACCUAUGGGGCCUGUUGUGUGGACGACUUCACUGCAAGGGCCCUGGGAGCUGACUUCUUGGUGCACUAUGGCCACAGCUGCCUAGUCCCUAUGGACACCUCAGCCCAAGACUUGCGGAUACUGUACGUCUUUGUGGACAUCCGGGUAGACACCACCCACCUCCUGAACUCCAUCCGCCUCACCUUCCCCCCUGCCAGUGCGCUGGCCCUGGUCAGCACCAUUCAGUUUGUGUCAACCUUACAGGCAGCUGCCCAGGAGUUGAAAGCGGAGUACCGUGUAACUGUCCCACAGUGCAAGCCCCUGUCCCCUGGGGAGAUCCUGGGCUGCACGGCCCCCCGACUGCCCAAAGAAGUGGAGGCUGUCGUGUAUCUUGGAGAUGGCCGCUUCCAUCUGGAGUCUGUCAUGAUUGCCAACCCCGAGGUCCCUGCUUACCGGUACGAUCCGUACAGCAAAGUCCUGUCCAGGGAGCACUAUGACCACCAGCGCAUGCAGACCGCCCGCCAGGACGCCAUAGCCGCUGCCCGCACAGCCAAAUCCUGGGGCCUCAUCCUGGGCACUUUGGGCCGCCAAGGCAGUCCCAAGAUACUGGAGCACCUGGAGCAUCGGCUCCGAGCCUUGGGACUCAGCUUCGUGCGGCUGCUGCUCUCGGAGGUCUUCCCCAGCAAGCUCCGCCUUCUCCCGGAGGUGGACGUGUGGGUGCAGGUGGCCUGCCCACGCCUCUCCAUCGACUGGGGCACAGCCUUCGCCAAGCCCCUGCUGACGCCCUAUGAGGCGGCCGUGGCCCUGGCGGACGUGCCCUGGCAGCAGCCCUACCCCAUGGACUUCUACGCCAGCAGCUCCGCGGGGCCCUGGACCCCCAACCACGGCCGCGCCGCCCCGGCCAAGGUAGGGGGACGCGGCCGGGGAGCGCAGCGGGCGGGGCCGGCCGCACGGGCCGAGGCCUGA
Molecule: messenger RNA, 1275 nt
Organism: Ochotona curzoniae (black-lipped pika)
Lineage: Eukaryota; Metazoa; Chordata; Mammalia; Lagomorpha; Ochotonidae
Gene: DPH1
Product: diphthamide biosynthesis 1
Exons: 11
Coding region: 16-1275 (419 amino acids)
Biological process (GO): protein histidyl modification to diphthamide
Molecular function (GO): 2-(3-amino-3-carboxypropyl)histidine synthase activity
Source: RefSeq, a predicted model, not a curated record